CCGAGCCUCCCGUCCAAAAUUCUACAGUGGGAUGAAGGAGCUGGGUGGGUCCCGGUUGGCCCGCCCUCCUUAUCCGAGCAGAAGCCAAGCUAGAAAAACAAGACCAUCAACCCAUCCGAUUCAUUCCUCACAAACUCUGCACCCAAAAUGGCGUCUCUGGCGCAGCAAUUUGCAUGCUUGAGAUGCCUACCAUUGCCCUCCAAACCCUUCUCUCCGGCGCAGUCCAGCAGGCCCAAACGCCUCUCCGUUGUGUCGGCGGUGCCCGUCUCCAAUGCCCAGACCAAAGAGAGGCAGAAGCUCCUUCAACUCUUCGAGGAAGCGUACGAACGGUGUCGCACUGCUCCAAUGGAAGGCGUGCCCUUCACCCUCGAAGACUUCCACGCCGCUCUUGAUAAGUACGACUUCGAUUCUGACAUCGGCUCUAAGAUAAAGGGAACAGUGUUCGCUACAGAUUCUAAUGGGGCAUUUGUUGAUGUUACUGCGAAAUCUUCUGCAUACCUGCCUGUACGAGAGGCCUGCAUACACAAAAUAAAGCAUGUAGAAGAAGCAGGCAUAGUUCCUGGUUUGCAGGGUGAGUUUGUGAUCAUUGGUGAAAGGGAAUCUGAUGAUAGCUUGAUCUUGAGCUUGCGUUCACCCCAGUAUGACCUUGCAUGGGAACGUUGUAGGCAGCUUCAAGCUGAGGAUGUUUUUGUCAAGGGUAAGGUUGUUGGCGGAAACAGAGGUGGAGUGGUGGCUGUAGUGGAGGGUCUUCAUGGGUUUGUUCCAUUCUCACAGAUUUCAUCAAAAUUAACUGCAGAAGAGCUUCUUGAUAAGGAGCUUCCGCUGAAGUUUGUGGAGGUUGAUGAGGAAGAUUCUAGGCUUAUCCUUAGCAACCGCAAGGCCAUGGCUGACAGCCAGGCACAGCUGGGGAUUGGAUCAGUGGUCACAGGAUCUGUGCAGAGCCUGAAACCAUAUGGUGCCUUCAUUGAUAUCGGUGGAAUGAAUGGACUUCUUCAUGUCAGCCAAAUUAGUCAUGAUCGUGUCUCAGAUAUUGCAACUGUCCUUCAACCUGGCGAUACUCUGAAGGUCAUGAUUUUGAGUCAUGAUCGUGAGCGAGGCCGAGUAAGUCUCUCGACUAAGAAGUUAGAGCCUACUCCUGGAGACAUGAUUCGCAAUCCAAAACUUGUUUUUGAGAAGGCAGAUGAGAUGGCUCAAACAUUCAGACAGAGAAUAGCUCAAGCAGAAGCUAUGGCUCGUGCUGAUAUGCUGAGAUUCCAGCCUGAGAGCGGAUUAAGUCUCAGCUCUGAUGGGAUCUUGGGUCCUCUCACAACAGAUCUGCCAGCAGAGGGUCUAGACUUGACUGAUGUUCCCUCAGCCGAGGAUUCAUGAUUCUUACUUCAGCGAAUUACAUGGGAUUCUCCAAGGCCUUGCUCUGUACGUAUUACGUAUAUUUGCUGCAAUAUUACAUGAUUAGCAGGCUUGUGAAUCUCUCAUCUUUCCUUGUACGAACGGAGUGCCGGAGAUGUGGACAUAAUCCAAAUGAACAGAAAAUCAUCAAACUCUAACAUGGGCUGGUUUGAGAGAUUCUGAUAAUGUACUGAUGGUGAGCAUAAACUUUUGUUCCUUGUAGUUUCAAAGAAAUAGAGUUGUAGCAUACCGUAUUUCUUCAGUGCAUAUUGUAGAUGAUAAAUGCCAUACGUCUCUACUAUUAUCCAUCUUCUUCCGCAUGCAGCCUGCCUGAAAAGAACAAUUUUGGGUACAAUUCUGUAAGGUUACAUUAGUUUGUGGAAUUGUAUUUCUGAAAUAGAUUAGUUGGAGUUAGUGACACAAAAA
Molecule: messenger RNA, 1812 nt
Organism: Malania oleifera
Lineage: Eukaryota; Viridiplantae; Streptophyta; Magnoliopsida; Santalales; Ximeniaceae
Product: small ribosomal subunit protein bS1c
Exons: 8
Coding region: 148-1368 (406 amino acids)
Biological process (GO): translation
Cellular component (GO): chloroplast stroma
Molecular function (GO): mRNA binding; structural constituent of ribosome
Source: RefSeq, a predicted model, not a curated record